Ornithorhynchus anatinus (platypus) is the source of this 9951-nucleotide messenger RNA. RefSeq names its product neuron navigator 3 (gene NAV3). Gene Ontology annotation, biological process: neurogenesis; nervous system development. Lineage: Eukaryota; Metazoa; Chordata; Mammalia; Monotremata; Ornithorhynchidae. The record is from RefSeq and is a predicted model, not a curated record. The transcript has 40 exons. Gene Ontology annotation, molecular function: protein binding; ATP hydrolysis activity; ATP binding. Bases 526 to 7443 code for a protein of 2305 amino acids.
AGCAGUAGUAGUAGUAGUAGUAGUAGUAGUAGUAGUAGUAGUAGUAAGGGAAGGAGUAUAGGUUUGUAGAGAAAAACACUUGCAGCAAAAGAGCAGCACUUGAAAGCAAAAAGAAGAAGACUGGGCAGAAUGGGAUCCUUUGACCACAAACUGGUUAUUAGAGCCUUGGUGGAGAGAGUGAUAACAGCAUCACUGAAAUGACAUAAGUUGGGUUGAAAAUGGAAGCCCAUGAAGAAAGGAAAAGAUAACAAUUGGAGCAAAGGAGUGCAUGAAUGGUUUUUCUUUGGAAGAAGCUGCUUUACAUAUGAUUAUGCUGAUUCUUAAGGUUCCAGGACUGAAUUGCAAAUUGUCUUUUCUCAGUUCAAUCAGUGGAUAUUUUCACCAUUCCUCGGAGAUAUUGAAGUUGGGAGACGGUGUGUGAUGGGAAAAGCAGCAAGUUUGGGUGUGUUUUUAGCCUUUGCAUUUUGGAUUAGUUUGCUGUCCUGCUGAAGAGAUUCUGCUUUUGAGGGUCAACUAUUGAAUGUGAUGGAUUUACCUUCAGAAAUGAGCAGACAUGGGAAAAAUCCAGUAAGUCACAAGUUAGAAGAUCAGAAGAAGAUUUACACUGACUGGGCUAACCACUACCUAGCAAAAUCUGGCCACAAGCGGCUGAUCAAGGACCUGCAACAGGACAUUGCAGAUGGAGUUCUGCUAGCAGAAAUCAUCCAGAUCAUUGCAAAUGAAAAGGUUGAAGAUAUCAAUGGCUGUCCCAGGAGCCAGUCUCAGAUGAUUGAAAACGUUGAUGUCUGCCUUAGCUUUCUGUCAGCCAGAGGAGUAAAUGUACAAGGUCUUUCUGCGGAAGAAAUAAGAAAUGGGAAUUUGAAAGCCAUUUUAGGACUGUUUUUCAGUUUGUCCCGCUACAAACAACAGCAGUACCAUCAACAACAAUACUACCAGUCCCUGGUGGAGCUCCAGCAAAGCAACCUGCACUCUUCUCCUCCAGCUGAAAUUAGCCAGUCCAAACCUCAUCAAGAUAUGCAGUCCAGUCUGACAGCCAGAUAUGCAACUCAGUCUAAUCACAGUGGGAUUUCAACCAGUCAAAAAAAGACUACUAGGCUUCCAGGACCUUCACGGGUGCCAGCUGCCGGCAGCGGGAGUAAGAUUCAAGGAGCCUCUAAUUUAAAUCGGAGAAGUCAAAGCUUUAAUAGCAUCGACAAAAACAAGCCUCCACAUUAUGCAAAUGGAAAUGAGAAAGAUUCACCCAAAGGCCCUCCGCCAUCUUCGGGUGCGAACGGCCACAUGCAACAUCCUACCAGCAGCGGGCAGCAGCCGGCCUCUGCCAUCCCUUCUCCAAGUGCCAGCAAGCCUUGGCGCAGCAAAUCCAUGAAUGUCAAGCAUAGUGCCACCUCCACCAUGUUGUCUGUGAAGCAGCCAAGUCCCGUCACCUCUCCCACUCUGGCCUCUGACAGGCUCAAGCCGCCUCCUUCAGAAGGGGCCAAGCCUCCCCCAGCCGGGCAGAAAUCCAUGCUUGAGAAAUUCAAGCUGGUCAACGCCCGGACCGCCUUGCAGCCCCCGCAGUCCCCAAGCUGCGGUCUGAACGACAGCGGGCGAGAAGAGGAUGGCCUGUCGGAAUGCGGCGAAAUGGACAGCUUGAACAGUGGCCUGAACAGCGGGGGCUCUGUCGGUAGCAGCCCCAAAGCGUCACCUAAAUUGACUCCUCCGAAGGCUGGAAGUAAAAAUCUCAGCAAUAAAAAGUCUUUGAUACAGCCAAAGGACAAAGAGGAAAAGAACAGGGACAAAAAUAAAAUUUGCACUGAGAAACUGGCCAAGGAAGAGAAGGAACCCGUCCCCGAGACCUCGACGAAAAAGACCUCCAAAAUCGCCAGCUUGAUCCCGAAGGGAAACAAGACCUCAACAGCCAAGAAGGAGAGCUUAAUCCCCUCCUCAAGCGGGAUUCCCAAACCCGGUUCAAAGGUGCCCUCCGCCAAACAGAGCCUUUCACCUGGCAGUGGGGCCAGUAAAGAGUCAGAAAAGUUCAGGACUACAAAGGGAAGCCAAUCCCAAACUGCCCCCAAGCCCCAAGUUGGAGAGAAGACAAAUGCAUCUGGAAGCCACGCUUCUUUGGAGGGAAAGGAGUUCAGCCCGGCUCUGACACCAACUUCUUGCGCUGCUGUCUCGGUGGCCACAAACAGUGGACAGAGUACGGGAAGUGCUGCUGUCCACCUCCCUCAGCACCAGCAAUACAGUCACCCCAACACGGCUACGGUAGCUCCCUUCAUUUAUAGCAGUACACGCCUGAAGAAAUCCACCAGAGCACACCCAGAACAUGACAGUACGUCUCUGCCACCCUCUGACUCCUGCACCAGCCCCACAAAAAUGGAUUUGUCCUACAGUAAAACAGCCAAACAGUGUUUAGAGGAGAUAUCAGGGGAAGACCCAGAAACAAGAAGAAUGAGAACAGUUAAGAAUAUAGCAGAUCUGAGGCAGAAUUUGGAAGAAACUAUGUCAAGUCUUCGAGGGACACAGAUAAGCCACAGCACGCUGGAGACGACUUUCGACAGCACCGUGACAACUGAAGUGAACGGAAGGAGCAUCCCGAGCCUGACAAGCCGGUCCACCCCAGUGACAUGGAGGCUAGGCCAGGCCAGCCCACGGCUCCAGGCUGGAGAUGCCCCAUCUCUCGGGGGCAGCUACCCCAGGGGCAGCGCCAGCCGGUUCAUCCACACUGACCCGUCCCGGUUCAUGUACACAACUCCUCUGCGCCGGGCGGCUGUCUCACGUCUGGGGAACAUGUCCCAAAUGGACCUGAGUGAGAAAGCAAGCAACGAUCUGGAUUUGGCCUCUGAAGUUGAUGUGGGAGGCUACAUGAGUGAUGGUGACAUCCUUGGGAAGAGCCUCCGGGCAGAUGACAUCAACAGUGGAUAUAUGACAGAUGGAGGACUAAACCUAUAUACUAGAAGUCUGAAUCGAAUCCCGGAUUUAUCAACAUCCCGAGAUGUCAUCCAGAGAGGGGUCCAUGAUGUGACGGUGGAUGCGGAUAGCUGGGAUGAUAGCAGCUCAGUAAGUAGUGGCCUCAGUGACACCCUAGACAACCUCAGCACAGAUGACCUGAACACCACCUCAUCUGUCAGCUCAUAUUCCAAUAUUACAGCCCCUUCAAGGAAAAACACCCAGCUGAAAACAGAUUCCGAGAAGCGUUCAGUAUCAGACGAGACCUGGGGCAGCACGGAAGAGCUGAAGAAGCCAGAAGAAGACUUAGAGAGCAGUGCAGACAGUGGUGGCAAGUGGAAAGCCAUGCCUUCAGGGCUAUCUGAAGAUUCGGAGAAAGGAGGACAAAAAGCAUCGCUGCCUGUCUCCAACACAGGAUCCUGGAGAAGGGGCAUGUCUGCCCAAGGAGGAACACCAUCUAGGCACAAAGCUGGGGCAACCUCUAUUAAGAAUCCUGGGAAAACAGAUGAUGCAAAAGCCUCCGAAAAAGGGAAAUCCCCGCUAAAGAGCACUUCUAUUCAGCGCUCUCCUUCAGAUGCAGGAAAAAGUAGCGGGGAUGAAGGGAAAAAGCCUCCGGCGGGCCUUGGAAGGUCAACGGCUACCGGCUCCUUUGGCUUUAAGAAGUCUGUGGUCGGGUCAUCCACUAUAAUCACGGCAAGUGGGGCCACGGUCACCAGUGGGUCGGCGACCCUCGGAAAGAUCCCCAAGUCGGCGGCCAUUGGAGGGAAAUCCGGCGCAGGGCGGAAGACCAGCUUGGAUGGCUCGCAGAAUCAAGAUGACGGGGUGCUGCAUGUCCACUCGAAGGGCACGCUGCAAUAUCGGAGCCUGCCUCGUCCCUCCAAGUCGAGUCCCAGUGGCAUCCCCGGCCGAGGCGGGCACCGGUCUAGUACCAGCAGCAUAGACUCCAACGUCAGCAGCAAAUCUGCGGGCACCGCUACCUCCAAGCUGAGGGAGCCAACCAAGAUUCCCGGAUCCGGACGGUCCAGCCCGGUCCCUGUCAAUCAGACCGAUAAGGAAAAGGAGAAAGUGGUGGGGUCUGAUUCUGAGAGCGUCUCCUUGUCGAGCUCACCCAAGUCGAGUCCCACCUCUGCCAGCACCUCAGGAGCCCAGGGUCUCAGGCAACCUGGAUCCAAAUAUCCUGACAUAGCUUCACCCACCUUUCGGAGGCUGUUUGGUGCCAAGGCAGGGGGCAAGCCCUCCUCUGCAGCAACUACAGAGGGGGUGAAAUCCACCUCAGCGAUGCCCAGCCCAAGUGGCACGUUAGCCCGACAAGGCAGCCUGGAGUCUCCGUCGUCGGGCACGGGCAGCAUGGGAAGUGCCGGCGGGCAGAGUGGGGGCAGCAGCCCCCUUUUCAGCAAACCCUCAGACCUAACCACAGACGUGAUCAGCUUGAGCCAUUCCUUGGCCUCCAGUCCGGCCUCGGUCCACUCUUUCACGUCGGGAGGUCUCGUCUGGGCAGCCAACCUCAGCAGCUCCUCCGCGGGCAGUAAAGACACCCCAAGUUAUCAGUCGACAACCAGCCUCCACACCAGUUCCGAAUCGAUCGACCUCCCUCUCAGCCACCAUGGCUCUCUGUCCGGAUUGACCAUGGGCACCCAGGAGGUCCAGAACCUGCUCAUCAGGACCGGGAGCGUGAGAUCUACUCUUUCAGAAAGAUACACCCCGUCGUCCCGGCAAAGCAGUCAAGAGGAAGGAAAGGAGUGGUUGCGUUCUCACUCGACUGGAGGCCUGCAGGAUACUGGGAGUCAAUCUCCUCUCAUUUCCCCUUCUGCUAUGUCAUCCUCUGCCACAGGAAAAUACCAUUUUUCCAAUUUAGUGAGUCCUACUAAUCUGUCUCAAUUUAACCUACCUGGACCCAGUAUGAUGCGUUCAAACAGCAUCCCAGCACAAGACUCUUCGUUCGAACUAUACGAUGAUUCCCAGCUGGGUGGUAGUGCUACAUCUUUAGAGGAGAGACCACGAGCAAUCAGUCAUUCGGGAUCGUUCAGAGACAGUAUGGAAGAAGUUCAUGGCUCUUCCUUGUCAUUGGUUUCCAGUACCUCAUCCCUCUACUCUACCGCUGAAGAAAAGGCACAUUCAGAGCAAAUUCAUAAACUGCGGAGAGAACUGGUAGCAUCACAAGAAAAGGUCGCCACCCUCACAUCUCAACUCUCAGCAAACGCUCAUCUAGUAGCAGCAUUUGAAAAGAGCUUGGGAAAUAUGACUGGCCGGCUGCAAAGUCUAACCAUGACAGCAGAACAAAAAGAAUCUGAGCUUAUAGAGCUCAGGGAAACUAUUGAAAUGCUGAAAGCCCAGAAUUCUGCUGCCCAGGCUGCUAUUCAAGGAGCUCUCAAUGGCCCAGAUCAUCAACACAAAGAUUUGCGUAUUAGACGACAACAUUCUUCUGAAAGCGUUUCCAGCAUCAACAGUGCUACAAGCCAUUCCAGUGUUGGCAGUGGAAAUGAUGCUGAUUCCAAGAAAAAGAAGAAGAAAAACUGGGUGAACUCUAGAGGAAGUGAGCUGAGAAGCUCAUUCAAGCAAGCCUUUGGGAAGAAAAAAUCCACAAAGCCGCCUUCCUCCCAUUCCGAUAUCGAAGAGCUGACAGAUUCCUCCCUUCCGUCGUCCCCCAAGUUGCCCCAUAGCUCUGCAGAGUGUGGGGCAGCCUCCAUGAAGCCUUCCCAUUCCACUUCUGCGAUCUGUGAAUGCACAGAAGCAGAGGCUGAGAUUAUUCUGCAGCUGAAGAGUGAGCUGAGAGAGAAGGAACUGAAGCUGACAGAUAUCCGUCUGGAGGCCCUCAGUUCUGCUCAUCAUCUUGACCAGAUCAGGGAAGCCAUGAACAGAAUGCAGAAUGAAAUUGAAAUAUUGAAAGCUGAAAAUGAUCGUCUAAAGGCAGAAACUGGCAAUACCGUGAAGCCUCCUCGCCCAUCAUCUGAAUCUUCGAGUAGCACCACCUCCUCUUCAUCCCGGCAGUCGUUAGGACUUUCUUUGAACAAUUUGAACAUAGCAGAUUCGGUUACCUCAGAUAUUUUAUUGGAUGAUGUUACCGAUGGUACUAUUCACAAAGAUCACAAAGAUGGCCGCAGUGUUAAAAUUAUCGUCUCCAUAAGCAAGGGCUACGGUCAGUCAAAGGAUCAGAAGUCUCAGGCAUACCUAAUAGGAUCAAUUGGUGUCAGUGGGAAGACCAAGUGGGAUGUUUUAGAUGGUGUAAUCAGACGGCUAUUUAAGGAAUAUGUUUUCCGAAUCGAUACGGCCACUAGCCUUGGUCUGACCUCCGACUGCAUUGCAAGCUACUGUAUAGGAGAUUUGAUCAGAGCACAUAGCCUAGAAGUGCCUGAACUGUUACCUUGUGGAUAUCUAGUGGGAGAAAACAACAUCAUCACUGUGAACCUUAAAGGGGUGGAAGAAAACAGUUUGGAUAGUUUUGUUUUUGAUACACUGAUUCCUAAACCAAUUACCCAGAGGUACUUUAAUUUGUUGAUGGAACAUCACCGAAUAAUUCUGUCGGGACCCAGUGGCACGGGAAAAACCUACUUAGCUAACAAACUUGCUGAAUAUGUAAUAACCAAGUCAGGCAGGAAAAAAACAGAGGAUGCAAUCGCCAUUUUUAAUGUGGACCACAAGUCAAGUAAGGAACUGCAGCAGUAUUUAGCUAAUCUUGCUGAGCAGUGCAGUGCUGACAAUAAUGGUGCAGACCUCCCUGUUGUAAUAAUUCUAGAUAAUCUCCAUCACGUUGGCUCUUUGAGUGACAUCUUCAAUGGUUUUCUCAACUGUAAAUACAACAAAUGCCCCUAUAUUAUUGGAACAAUGAACCAAGGUGUGUCAUCAUCGCCAAAUCUAGAGCUGCAUCACAACUUCAGAUGGGUCCUAUGUGCUAAUCACACAGAACCAGUGAAAGGUUUUCUGGGUCGAUAUCUGAGAAGGAAACUGAUAGAGACUGAGCUAGAAAGGAAUAUUCGCAAUACUGACCUCAUCAAAAUUAUAGACUGGAUUCCUAAAACAUGGCAUCACCUCAACAGCUUUUUAGAAACUCAUAGUUCUUCUGAUGUGACCAUCGGUCCCCGCCUUUUCCUUCCUUGCCCAAUGGAUGUAGAUGGCUCUAGGGUAUGGUUCACUGAUCUCUGGAACUAUUCUUUGGUACCAUACCUUCUGGAGGCAGUGAGAGAGGGCCUUCAGAUGUACGGAAAGCGGGCACCUUGGGAAGAUCCCUCAAAAUGGGUCAUUGAUACCUACCCAUGGAGCUCGGCCACACAGCAGUCCGAGUGCCCACCUUUACUUCAGUUAAGACCAGAAGACGUCGGGUAUGAAGGCUACACGUCGGCUAAGGAAGGAAUGACAUCGAAGCACAUUCCCCAGACUGAGUCAGAUGGGGACCCCUUGAUGAAUAUGCUAAUGAAGCUUCAAGAAGCAGCCAAUUACUCGAGUGCACAAAGCUGUGACAGUGAUAGCACCAGUCACCACGAUGACAUUUUGGAUUCAUCUCUUGAGUCAACUCUCUAGAGGGGAUAAAGUUAGAGGAUUAGAGCAAAAAAUAAAAAACAUAAAAAAAAUAAAAAAUCCAUUUCCACUCAACCACUGCCAGUAUUAAAGCUGUUCGCUGAGGUCCCUGACCACGAAUGGUGUGCUGCAACGAGACAGGAGAUUUAACUCUGAAAAGCCAAGAUGCUAAAUUGAAGUGGAAAGCUUGAAUUAGUUUUAUUUCCAGGUGUUUCAGAAUCAGUGGAGUCACGUGAGGCUCCGGUAUAACUGGAAAGGGCCCAAGGCAAAGGGCGACUAAGCAGAUUGCACAUGGGUAAACCAAACUGGAAUUUUAGUUCUUUUUAAAAGUUUACAGUGCAAACCUUUAGUUUGAUUCUCUUAUGUUUUUUUUUUUCUCUCCUUUUGUUUAUGCCGGGGUUUCUGCAUUAGGGAAGCAGCUCCUUGAUCUUCUAGGCCUGCCCUAAUGUCCAUCACGCCCAAUGGUGCUGGUCACAUGAUCCAGGAGUGUUUGUGCUGUUAGCUACUGACCAUUCCCCAAUGAAUCAGAAAGAAUAGUCCUCAUAAGCACAAGCAGUAUUUAUUGUGCAAUCGCCAGAAAGCACUACUGUGAGAUGCUAGAUAAGUGCCAAUAUCAUCCUUAACUGCCAUGUUCACAGUGAUGUGCUCCACCAACUUUUUAGCAGACAGGUUACAGGUUUUAUAAAGUUGUUUUUACCGCAAUGGUCUUUUUUAACAACCAGCCCACUCCUGAACAACCGUUUUAUACCGAUUAUUAUUGAUCACUGACAAAAGGCUUUCUAGGGCUUCGUGUGUUUGAGCCUUUUCAGUGAAAGAAAGAACAUUUCCUAUGGUGCUGUCUCACUGCCUUAAAACAGAUUUCAAGACCAGUUUUACAGUUGGUUUCAUGCCUGAACCACUGGUAAAUUUGAACUGUCUUUUCAUUUAUAACGAGACACGUCAAUGGACACAAUAGCCUCAUAUCUGUAUAUCAUGAUUUUUUAAGUAAAUGGAUGGGGAAAAAAAAAAUCAGUAUUUUUUAUCUUGCGAAUAGAUUGUUCUGCCAGUCCUCAUGAAUAGACAAGUUAACUUGGAAGUUUGCUGUCACCACUGCUGAAAGCCGAGGCAGACAGAGAAAGGUCCAGCCAAGUCCCGUGGAAGGGAGUUUUUGAAGGAUGGGAAUUCUCAUCGAACAGAGCUGGAAGCACUUGAUGCAGCAUGAGCACAACCAUUUUAUUUUCCCUCCCCUUUCCUUUUUUUUAAAAAUAAUUUUACGCAUGUGGUUUUGAUUGCUAUUGUUGUACAUGAGAAAUUCAGCAUUAAAGAACACUGAAGCAGUGAUGUCCACUGUGGAGGAGGAAAAGUUUAUACUGUAAAAGAGGGUUAGUUUUGCACAGUCUACUGGGUGGGUGUUGUAAAUAAAAAGCCUUGCACAAAUCGAAACAAACAACAAAAAAAAUGUAUUUUAUCCUCUUGGUGUUAAGAGAUGUUUCACUUGCUGAGAUUUCCUGUAUGUUGCAAACAAAUACAGAAUGCAGACCUUAAAGUUGUUUUUACCUGGUGUGUUUGUCCUGUAUUUACAGCUGUAAUGACUAUGCAGGAGUUAUUAAUGCUAGAGAGAGCACGUUUCCAAAUCCUUAUGUGAAGCCAGUACAUUUUCCCGAAAUUGAAAUUGCUUUCAGGUUGCCUCGGUAAUGGCAGGCUAAAAUCACAGUGCCUGAAAAAAAAAAAGAGAGAAAGAGAUCAGAGUAAUUGGAAGAGUUACCACCACAACAGAUAUACCUAAUGGCAAACAAAUAAUCCAAGGGCUCGGGUAUCGUGUAGACACGCGCUUAUUCUCUUCAGGGUAUGCAAUUGGUGCUUCCUUUUGUGGCCAUCUGGUGGUGAUUUGCUACAAAAGAAGAACAAAGAAAUCACUGCAAAUUUCAGUGGCGCUAACUCCCAAGGAUCCAACACGGUGCUUUCGGCCUAACUCAAACAUUGAUUGUACUUAUGCACGUAGAAUGUUGUCGAGCAGUCUUGAGGGCCCCCGUGAUAGAUGGGUUUCUAUUACAAAACAUCAACACACGUAGCAGGCUGAGAGAUGUUGCCCUUGUACAAUACAUCGUCUGAAGAGAUCUUCAAACCUUUUCCUGCCAUUUCGGAGACACACGCAAACACGAUCGAAGCAUUAACGUACACAGAACCUCCUGCAAUGCAUCUCAGUACGUCCAUCUAGUUUACAACUUUAAAUUCUUCGUGAAACAUUUGUCUGUAUACAUUUUAUAUUUUGUACAUUUUUGAUGUAACAUAUCAUGUAAAUAGACAGAAACAGUGAAAGAAAUCAUCUGAAAAGUUUUGUAGUCUUUGUAAAGCCCUAAUGAUAAGUAUUUGGUGUCAUCGGACUUAACUGGAUGAUGUAUUUUCUAUUGGUUUAUUGUUCCUCUAGCUUGAAAACCGGCUUGCAUAUAUAUUUUUUUUUUUUUGCAAAUGUGCGCACUGUAUCUGUCUAAAUUAUUACUUUGCCAUUAAAGUGAAAUUAUUUAUUGAAAA